AUGGCUCGAUCACGAAGCACAUUCGCUUUGGGCCUUGGGCUCCUUUGUUGGAUUACCCUGCUCUUUUCUCCCCUGGCUUUCGUCAAGCCGGUCCAGGCCGACGUAUCUGAAUAUGGCACUGUCAUUGGUAUUGAUUUGGGCACGACCUACAGCUGUGUCGGUGUGAUGCAAAAGGGCCACGUCGAGAUUAUCUUGAACGAUCAGGGUAACCGAAUUACUCCUUCUUAUGUCGCCUUCACUGAUGAGGAGCGUCUUGUCGGUGACGCGGCCAAGUACCAGGCCGCCGGUAACCCUGAACGAACUAUUUUUGACGUCAAGCGUCUGAUUGGCCGAAAAUUCAGUGACAAAAACGUCCAGGCCGAUCUCAAACACUUCCCUUACAAGGUUGUCGCCGAGGACGGCAAGCCCGUCGUCCAGGUUGAUGUCCAGGGCACUCCGAAGACUUUCACCCCUGAGGAAGUUUCCGCCAUGAUUUUGGGUAAAAUGAAGGAUGUUGCCGAGUCUUACUUGGGCAAGAAGGUCACCCAUGCCGUUGUUACUGUUCCUGCCUACUUCAAUGAUGCCCAACGUCAGGCUACCAAGGAUGCGGGUACGAUCGCCGGUCUCAAUGUCCUCAGAGUUGUCAACGAACCCACCGCUGCUGCCAUUGCCUAUGGACUGGACAAGACCGAGGGCGAACGCCAUAUCAUUGUGUACGAUCUUGGUGGUGGUACUUUCGAUGUCUCUCUUCUUUCCAUCGACCAGGGUGUUUUCGAGGUCUUGGCUACUGCCGGUGAUACCCAUCUUGGUGGUGAGGAUUUCGACCAGCGCAUCAUCGACUACCUCGCCAAGAACUUCAACAAGAAGCACGACGUCAAUAUUACCAAGAAUAAGAAGGCCAUGGGUAAACUCAAGCGUGAGGUGGAGAAGGCCAAGCGUGACCUUUCAUCCCAGAUGCUCACUCGCAUUGAAAUAGAUGCCUUCUUCGAGGGCAAUGACUUCUCUGAGCCCCUGACUCGCGCCAAGUUCGAGGAGCUGAACAAGGAUCUCUUCAAGAAGACCCUGAAGCCUGUCGAGCAGGUUCUCAAGGACGCCAAAAUGAAGAAGUCCGAGAUCGAUGAUAUUGUUCUUGUCGGUGGUUCUACUCGUAUCCCCAAGGUUCAGGCUCUCGUUGAAGAGUAUUUUGGCAAGAAGGCCUCCAAGAAGGUCAACCCCGACGAGGCUGUCGCUUUCGGUGCCUCUGUUCAGGCUGGUAUUCUGUCCGGAGAGGAGGGUACCGAGGAACUUCUUCUCAUGGAUGUCAACCCUCUUACUCUCGGUAUUGAGACCACUGGUGGAGUCAUGACCAAGUUGAUUCCCCGCAACACCGCCAUCCCUACUCGCAAGAGCCAGAUUUUCUCUACUGCUGCUGAUAACCAGCCUGUGGUCCUGAUUCAGGUCUACGAGGGUGAGCGAUCUCUGACCAAGGACAAUAACCUUCUUGGCAAGUUUGAUCUUACUGGCAUCCCCCCCUCGCCUCGUGGUGUUCCCCAGAUUGAGGUCUCCUUUGAGCUUGAUGCCAACGGUAUCCUUAAGGUCUCAGCCCACGACAAGGGCACUGGCAAGCAGGAGUCCAUCACCAUCACCAACGAUAAGGGCCGUCUUACCCAGGAGGAAAUCGACCGCAUGGUUGCUGAGGCCGAGAAGUACGCCGAGGAGGACAAGGCUACCCGUGAGCGCAUUGAAGCUCGCAACAGUCUCGAGACCUACGCUUUCAGCCUCAAGAACCAGGUCAACGAUGCCGAGGGUCUUGGUGGCAAGAUUGACGAGGAAGACAAGGAAACUAUUCUCGACGCCGUUAAGGAGGCUACUGAGUGGCUCGACGAGCACGGUGCCGACGCUUCCGCCGAGGACUUCGAGGAGCAGAAGGAGAAGCUGUCCAACGUGGCGUAUCCUAUUACCUCCAAGAUGUACGGUGGUGAUGCUCCUGGCAGCCAGGAGGAAGAGUCUGAUUUCCACGAUGAACUCCCGCGAUACCAAACCUUGUUCCACUCUUCUCACACAACAACCAAGUUUACGUGCGAAAUGGGCAGCACGGCAGGGACAGAGUUCCUGGGCUCAAUACAAAAUGUGUUUGAGGAGGCUCAGGGACAGGGCUUCAGUUCGGUAACGGAAUUCCGCAAGGUGACAGGCAGCAUACUCAAGUUUCUUAGGGCGUGCAGAAAGAUGACGGGUGCCAGAGCCCGUGCCAGCUGUCCGAUCUGCUUGCCAGAUGGUCGCAAUGUCAGAACGCACGUGGCAUUGCCUCCGACAGCCCUGAAGCUCAACAGAGAAACGACCAGGAGACUGCGCGAGGCACACUCCUCUAAUGAGUUUUGCGGUAUUUUGCUCUCACAAGUACACGAACAACUACAUGCCAAACGAUCAGACUUGGGCAAGGGAGGAGGGAACAUGACAACGUCUGCCGGUUCUCGGAGGCCAAUUUCGAAAAAGAAGAGAGCAUCGAAGCGUUCACCUGAGCCAACACCGAAUCCGCCGUCGGCAAAGAAGGCACGCCGACGUCACAAAACAGUUCAGACACCGCCAGGAUCUGGAAAUCAUGACCACAAGGCCGGGGCGAGCCGCACGGCGGGUGAUGGCGAUGGAGUUGCUGUAUCAAUGACGCCGGUAUCUGCGAUUGGCUUCAAACAGAGACCAGGGGCCGUUGUUACCAAGACGCAAACGGGUGAGAAGACGGAAAGGGCUACGCAUCGACAGCUCACGAAGUCGCCGACAAAAGCACCACGCCCAGCGAAAUCGUCCGCUAGCCCAGAAAACGCAGAAAUGGUUGCCGUAAGGAACUACGGCCCUUUGACACCAGUCAAGCGGCUCAGAAUUGUCCUUCCAAAGAGAAAGCGGGAGCCUGAGCAACAACAGGUUAUCCAGCAGCAGCAGCAGCAGCAGAAACAGGCAGCUCCAUCUACAAUCACUUCACAAGACGAUGGCCCGUAUUCCGAUAGCUCGAGUGACGAAAGGGAAUCAAUGUCAGAUAUAUCUGAAAUAUCGGACUGCAUGAUUCCAAUGGACAUGGACCCUUCCGAAGACGUGGCCCGGGAGAAGACAAAGGAGAGAGGCCUUCAAAUGGCACAAAAGGUGAGCUACCUGGACUACAACUACGAGAACCAAGGCCCCGGAGUGGAUAGGCUUUUGCGCAUUGCAGAGCUCUGCUCGGUCAUUGCAGAGACCCUGGGCCCGGAGGACGAGGUCGUGGACUACGAGACGCGCAAUCGCUGGAUCAAGGAGAAGAACGAGGACAUCAACAGCCUGAAGAUGUUGUUCGAGGGCAUAGACUUCAAUGCCUAG
Messenger RNA from Metarhizium robertsii ARSEF 23, 3300 nucleotides. Its product is annotated as heat shock 70 kDa protein. Gene Ontology annotation, biological process: cellular response to unfolded protein; protein refolding; endoplasmic reticulum unfolded protein response. The record is from RefSeq and is a predicted model, not a curated record. Lineage: Eukaryota; Fungi; Ascomycota; Sordariomycetes; Hypocreales; Clavicipitaceae. Gene Ontology annotation, molecular function: heat shock protein binding; ATP binding; ATP-dependent protein folding chaperone. Bases 1 to 3300 code for a protein of 1099 amino acids. The transcript has 7 exons. Gene Ontology annotation, cellular component: endoplasmic reticulum lumen; nucleus; cytoplasm.